AUGGCUAUCCAGAAAAAGCAUGGAAAAGGUCGUUUGGAUAAAUGGUAUCGCCUGGCGAAGGAGAAGGGCUACCGAUCUCGAGCUGCGUUCAAGUUGGUUCAAUUGAACAAGAAAUAUGGAUUCUUGGAGAAGAGUAAGGUCUUGAUUGAUCUUUGUGCUGCGCCUGGUGGUUGGUGUCAAGUUGCUGCAGAAUGUAUGCCUAACCAAAGCAUCAUCAUCGGUGUCGAUCUCGCCCCUAUCAAGACUAUUCCUCGAGUGAUCAGUUUCCAGAGCGAUAUUACCACUGACAAGUGUCGUGCUACCAUUCGAUCCCAUCUCAAAACCUGGAAGGCAGACACCGUUCUCCACGAUGGUGCCCCCAACGUCGGUACAGCCUGGGUUCAAGAUGCUUUCUCCCAAGCAGAACUUGUGCUUGAAUCGUUGAAACUGGCUACGGAGUUUUUGAUCGAAGGUGGAACAUUUGUCACAAAGGUUUUCCGAUCCAAGGACUACAACCCUCUUCUGUGGGUGUUCAAGCAACUGUUCACAUCUGUUGAGGCAACCAAGCCUCCAUCCUCUCGUAACGUCUCAGCCGAAAUUUUCGUUGUUUGCCGUGGAUUCAAGGCCCCCAAGCGCAUCGACCCGAAGUUCCUUGACUCCAGACACGUUUUUGCGGAGCUGUCAGCCCCAACACCCAACAAUGAAGCCAAGGUCUUCAACCCCGAAGUGAAGAAGCGAAAGCGUGAAGGUUACGAGGAGGGUGACUACACUCAAUUCAAGGAAAUUUCUGUUACCGAAUUCGUCAACACCACAGAUCCCAUCGCCAUUUUGGGUCAAUACAAUAAGCUGAGCUUUCAACAACCGCCUGGUGGCGAUCUUGCAUUGUCUACUGUGGACCGACUGGAAGAAACCACCGAUGAGAUCCGAAAAUGCUGUGAGGAUUUGAAGAUUCUCGGAAGGAAAGAGUUCCGCAGCUUGCUCAAGUGGCGCUUGAAGCUCCGCGAGAAGUUUGGACUGGUUGUGAAGAAAAGCAAGGAACAGGAAGCAGAGAGUGAGGAAGUUGCGGAAGUCGCUCCCAUGGACGAGGAAUUAGCUAUUCAGGAGUCAUUGCUUCGCAUGCGUGAGAAGGAGACUACACGUGAGAAGAAGGAGAGACGCAAGGAAAACGAAAAGAAGCGAAAGGAGAUUGUUCGUUUGCAAAUGCACAUGACGACUCCUAUGGAAAUCGGUAUGGAGCAGAUCGGCCCCGACUCCACAUUUACCCUUCGACGCGUGGAUAAGGCUGGCGCACGAGAUGCCGUUGUCAAUGCCCGAAACGUUCCUGUUGAGAGCGAGAGUGAGAGCGAGUCCUCGGAGGAUGAAGACAGCGAUGAUGAUGGAGAUCGCUUGGAAAGAGACCUCGAUUCGAUGUACGACCAAUACCAAGAGCGGAUGGAGGACAGAGACACCAAACUGCGCGCGAAGAAGAAUCGCAAGAAGUAUCAGACCGACGAAUGGGAUGGUUUCUCUGAAGAUAACAAGAGUGAUGACGAGGAAGAAGAAGAAGAGUCCCAUGUCGAUAUUCCUGCGGAGCAGGCACCUCCUACCGCUAACCUUUCCAAUAACGCAUCACUUUUCUUUGAUCAAGAUAUCUUCCAAGGAUUAGGCGAGGAGGAGGAAGAAGAAGAGGAAGAAGAAGAGGAAGAGGAAGAGGAAGAGGAAGAGGAAGAGGAAGAGGAGGAAGAGGAGGAGGAUGAAGACAUGGAUGACGAGGAUGUCGAUGAGGAAGAUGAGGAGGAAGACAGCGAUAUCGAGGAUAUCCCUGUCCAGAAACAAAAGAAGGCGAAGAAAGCAGAGCCAGAGUGGGUUGAUGACGAUGAGAUUCAAUACAUCGAUGAGCCUCGGAAGCCUAACGGCCAGCUGGAUAUCGAUAUUAUCACUGCCGAGGCCAUGGCAUUGGCUCAUCAGAUGGCUACUGGCGAGAGGAAGUCCACGGAUGUGAUGGAUGAUGGCUUCAACCGCUUCUCAUUCCGCGAUGUCGAUGGUCUUCCCGAAUGGUUCAUUGAUGAUGAAGGCAAGCACAGCAAGAUCCAACGUCCGAUUACCAAGGCCGCUGCAGCUGCUAUCAAGGAGAAGAUGCGCGCCAUUAAUGCCCGCCCCAUCAAGAAGGUGAUGGAAGCUAGAGGUCGUAAGAAGUUCAAGGCCGCACAGAAGCUGGAGAAGCUGCGCAAGAAGUCCGCUCUGCUGGCUGAUGAUGAGGCUCUCAGUGAACGUGACAAGGCACAGUCGAUUUCCAAGCUCAUGAGCAAGGCUACUAAGAAGAAGCCCAAGCAACAAGUCAAGCUUGUUGUGGCUCGUGGUACCAACCGCGGUAUUUCUGGUCGUCCUAAGGGUGUUAAGGGCAGAUACAAGAUUGUGGAUUCACGUAUGAAGAAGGAUAUUCGGGCUCAAAAGCGACUUGCGAAGAAGAAGUCGUAA
This is a messenger RNA of Penicillium malachiteum, 2436 nucleotides long. It is a transcript of the gene spb1, whose product is annotated as rRNA methyltransferase spb1. The record is from RefSeq and is a predicted model, not a curated record. Gene Ontology annotation, molecular function: rRNA (uridine-2'-O-ribose)-methyltransferase activity; rRNA (guanine) methyltransferase activity. The coding region runs from base 1 to 2436 and encodes 811 amino acids. Gene Ontology annotation, cellular component: nucleolus; nucleus; preribosome, large subunit precursor. The transcript has 4 exons. NCBI's taxonomy places the organism in Eukaryota, Fungi, Ascomycota, Eurotiomycetes, Eurotiales, Aspergillaceae. Gene Ontology annotation, biological process: maturation of LSU-rRNA from tricistronic rRNA transcript (SSU-rRNA, 5.8S rRNA, LSU-rRNA); maturation of 5.8S rRNA from tricistronic rRNA transcript (SSU-rRNA, 5.8S rRNA, LSU-rRNA); rRNA methylation.